Ectocarpus siliculosus is the source of this 1335-nucleotide messenger RNA. Lineage: Eukaryota; Phaeophyceae; Ectocarpales; Ectocarpaceae. The record is from the annotation of a GenBank genome assembly.
AUGGAGCCGCAGCGAGAGGCCGUGAUGAAAAAAAUCCGCCGCAAGAUCAAGGGGAUAAUCAAAUCAUCCCCCUCCUCCCCUCAGCAGCAGCAGCAGCAGCAGCAGAAGGAGAAGGAGAACGAAGGCAUGUCUCUCUCGGAAAACCCAGAGGUGAGCCCUAUGCCGCCGCUGCCGCCCGCAGCGCAGGGAGUGGCAGCGGGUAGCGGCGACGCGGAGGGCGGCGGUAGCGCAGGGGGUGGCGGCGGCGGUAGCGCGGGGAGUGGCGGCGGGGGUGCAGACGGCGAUGCUGAAAAUGUCGGGAGUGACGGGGACCCCAUGAAGACGGACUCGGCCGUGGCGAGCCAGGAGGAGAAGGAGGGAACGGAGAGCAUGGACGUGUCGCCUCCGCUGCCCUCGAGCGCCAACAAGAAGAGAGUUCCCAUCGUCAACAACCCGGAUGAGUUCGCCAGCUUCGGUCAGGGCGGGGACGCAGAGAUUCCGUCCCCGGCCGUCCCCAAGUCCGACGAGGCGCGGGCGGCGCUGUCGAACGCACUGAGGGGGCACUUCCUCUUCGCGCAGCUCACGCCCACCGACCUCUCGGCGUGCGUGGACGUGAUGGGGCUGCUGGAGAUGUCGGCGGGGCAGGACAUCGUGGUGCAGGGGGAGCGGGGAUCGCGCUUCUUCGUCAUGGAGUCUGGGUCUGCCGAGGCGUACGUGAACGGGGAGCGGGUGUGCGGGUACGGUCCCGGCGGCUCGUUCGGCGAGCUCGCCCUCAUGUACAACUGCGAGAGAGCGGCGACGGUCAGGGCCACCUCGGACAGCCGGCUGUGGACGAUGGACUUGUCCACCUUCCGCCGCUCCCUGGCCACCACGGCGUCGAGCCAGAUCUUGUCGCGGUGCGAGUUCUUGCGAAAGGUGCCCUUCCUGGCGGAACUCAACAACGAGCAGGUGAACAAGCUGGCGGACGCGCUGGAGGUGAAGGAGUUCCUUCAGGACGAGUACAUCAUCCGUCAAGGGCAACAGGGGGAAGACUUUUUCUUGAUCGAGGAAGGAGUGGUGUCCUGCACCCAGGCCAAGAGCGCCACGGACCCGACCGAGAUGUCGCUCCUCACGCUUGGGCCCGGGGAGUACUUCGGGGAGAUGGCGCUCAUGCUGGACGAGCCGAGGGCGGCCAACUGCAUCGCCGUACAGGGAAAUGUGAAGUGCCUUUCGCUAGACAGGACUAGGUUCUCGAACCUCCUGGGGCCGAUCUACAGCAUCCUGCAGCAAAACAUGCGACUGCGUAUCCUCAAGGGGGUGCCGCUGCUCUCCAAGCUCACCGAACAAAAACUUUGCCGAAUGGCGGGAGCAUUGUGA